Molecule: messenger RNA, 672 nt
Organism: Vittaforma corneae ATCC 50505
Lineage: Eukaryota; Fungi; Microsporidia; Nosematidae
Exons: 1
Coding region: 1-672 (223 amino acids)
Source: RefSeq, a predicted model, not a curated record
AUGGAUAUGCAACCCAAAAGAAGGACCAAUUUAGAGCGAAGAAUAGACAUUCCUCUUGCUUUUCAGCUUGUUCUCCUUCUUAGAACCAGAAAGGAAGCCCUGUAUCUCUGUACAAGAUCUAGUCUGGCAUUAAGGAUUGCUAUUUUAUGUGAGCUUUCCGUAGAACAUGUUCUAGAAUUAAGAAAUGGAGUUGUGAAGGUUAUAAAGGCUCCUGAAAGGAAUAUUUCCAAAGAUUUUGCACAUAAAAUAUCAGAAAUCAGCUUGAAUCCUAGGGAUCUACUUGAGUAUCUGAAUGGAGAAAGGGGGAGGUUGGCUGGUGUUGAGAAUUUAAGAAAGAAAAUCUACAGUGAGAUGCAGUCGAAAGGGCUAAUAAGAGUAUCAAAAGGAGUGAUAUUCAAUAAAAUCCGUAUUCAAAAUGCCGAUAUAUGGCAGAACAUCUACGAAAAGAUUAUUUAUGAGGUUCAGAAUAGUCGUAUAAGUAAAGAGAGCAUUAUAUUGCUGACGUGCCUUAAUUAUGUUAAUACGAUGGAGAGUCUUCUUUUACAGUGCAAUGAGUCCACGGCUAGUUUAAUUGUACAGCAGAUGAGUGAGAUUAAAAAAAGAAUACAGAAUAAGCAGUAUGCACCUGAAGACAGUUUGAUGUAUCAAUUUUUGAGUUUCAUGAUAAUUUGA